This is a messenger RNA of Clunio marinus, 252 nucleotides long. The record is from the annotation of a GenBank genome assembly. NCBI's taxonomy places the organism in Eukaryota, Metazoa, Arthropoda, Insecta, Diptera, Chironomidae.
AUGUCCCAUCUGAUGCAGACAACAUCGAAGGGUGCGCUGCAGCUUAAAGAGAUUUCAAUAAUUCCUAUCACAACGGGCGCUGUCGCUCAACCUCAAGGGAAGCCUUCGAGCUCCAGCCAAUUAAUGGCUGAUGAAAACUCUGCCGAUUCAUUAAGGAAAAAACGUUGCACAGAUCGAUACGAUUCGUCCGAAUCAUCUGACAGGUAUGUACCAACUCCUUUUAAUUUACUAGCGUCUUAUCGAUUUUACUAG